UGGUUUCCUAUCUUUCGUUGAUGUUUGUGGGAGCCUUUGCUGCCGUCUUUGGUGCGGUCAGCUUCUUCGUCUACCUUUUCACCCCUCCUCGCAACUUUCCCAAAAACAUCCCCACAAUUCCAUUCUACUAUGGGCUCCUGCCUCUCUUCAAGGAUGUCGACCAAGCUGAGCUCUAUCGACAAUAUCUCAAGGAACCCCUGGCCAAGCACGGCGCAGUCAAGCUAUUCUUUGGCGGGCAAUGGAACAUAUUGGUGACGAACCCGACCUACAUAGGAGAGGUUCUCAAGCAAGAAGACAUCUAUGCAAAGUCUGGGAACCAAGUCAAGAUCCCACAUAGCGUGCUUGCUGAGUAUACGGGCGAGAACAUCAUCAGUGCCCACGGCGAGAAGUGGAGGCUAUAUCAGCGCGUCAUCAAGCCAGCCUUGCAAGCCGACCAGGACUCUGAGGACAUCUGGAAAAACUCCAGAAUCCUCGCAGAUAUGUUUCUGAGCGAUACCAAGAACGCUCGAGGCAACGGAAUCCCAAUCUAUGCGCCACUCCACCGGUAUGCGCUCGCCAACCUUUCCGAAGUCUUGUAUAGCUCCAGUUUCGAGACACUGCAGCACCCAGAUUCCCCGCUGCACACGCUCCAAACAAAGAUCAAGCCCAUCAUCUUCCACCCAAUAUUCAUGAACUUCCCCUUUCUCGACUAUCUUCCUUUGAAGAUACGGAAACUGGGCCGCAUGCUGAGCAGACAGUUCCGCCACACACUCCGCAACGCCAUCAUCAAAGGCCAUACUCGACACGUUUGCAACGAAAACGACAGCAAAAACGUCGCUUGCAGACUCCUCGGGUCUCACCGUGAGGGCAUGCUCAGCGACAAAGAUCUCGACGACAAUCUCGUUAGCACGUUUCUCGCUGGACACGAAAACCCCCAGCUGGCACUGAUGUCUCUGAUGUACCUUUUGGGCACACACACGCAGGUCCAAGACGCCGUCCGCAAGGAGAUAUCUUCUCUCUUUCCCGCCAACGCGUCCCCAGACUACGAGCCCUCGUACACCGACAUCCACGACCUCCCCCUACUCACAUCGGUGCUAUACGAGUCCCUGCGCAUGUUCCCACCCAUUUCACAGCUCAUCAAUCGCCGCACUACAACCCCCAUUGUCCUGGGCAACACGGUGCCUAUUCCCGCCGGCGUAUACGUCGGCUACAACGCAUACUCUACCAAUCGCGACACAGAGUUCUGGGGCCCUGAUGCCGAGGCCUUUAGGCCGGAGCGUUGGGGCACUACAAACGAGGAUAUUGGUAAAUUGUACCGCCGUGCGAACUCCAAAAGCGCUUUUAUCAGCUUUCAUGGCGGAAGGAGAGCUUGCCUGGGACAGAAAUUCGCCAUGCAGCAGUUGAGAAUCACGCUGGUGCAGUUGCUGAGGGAUGUCAAGUGGAGGGUAGAUGACGCGUGGGAUGGUAGGAUGACGCCCGCAGGGCCGCUAUACCCCAGGGGCUUGAAGUUGAAGUUUGAGAGGGUGAAUGGCCAAGUAGAAAACGCGUGAGAUGAUAUGACAUGUUAUUUGCAUAGCGCAAGGGGUAUUUUUCCGGAGUUUGGGCUACAUUAUGGCUUGAUUUUAUGCUUUGUUUGUUAUUUUUCUUCGCAACUCCACAUUGGGAGUCCUAGGUACUCUUCUGCAAUACCCGUUGUUCUGACAUUGCUUGCAAUGAGAAACGUCAUAAUCACAUGAAAGUAAGCAAAUGUUACCGUUACUACAGCUCGUUAUGUCGAGGCGCAUUUUUACC
This is a messenger RNA of Exserohilum turcica Et28A, 1770 nucleotides long. RefSeq lists its product as uncharacterized. Gene Ontology annotation, molecular function: iron ion binding; heme binding; monooxygenase activity. NCBI's taxonomy places the organism in Eukaryota, Fungi, Ascomycota, Dothideomycetes, Pleosporales, Pleosporaceae. The transcript has a single exon. The record is from RefSeq and is a predicted model, not a curated record. Bases 21 to 1529 code for a protein of 502 amino acids.